CGUAACUACGAUCGGACUACCUGAAUAACCAAGUAUAUACUAUAUUUAAGAUACCAUAUUAUAUUUAGAACUUUUAAACGUUAUCGAUAAUGUUUCCUAUGAUAAAGUUAAGUAGGCGAUUCUCCAUUAAAGUACUUGCAGUAGGAGAUCGCAUAAUGAUAUUAAAACACAUAAACAAGACUGAUAUUGAUGAUUUUGCUCGUUUAAGUGGUGACACGAAUUAUAUACAUUUUGGAGAUCGCCCAUUGGUACACGGUGUUUAUUUAGCUGGCUUGGUGUCUGGGGUGAUUGGUACUAAAUUGCCUGGUAUGGGUAGUGUUCUCGUGUCCAAAAACAUAAGGUUUCCAAAUGCUUGUUAUGCUGGAGAUCAAGUUAAAAUUGAAGUUGAGAUACAAAGUAUCAGAAAACUUAUUAAAUGCGGAUUUUGGUGUAUUGUUGGAGAUAAAGUAGUGAUGGAAGGAACAGCAAAUGUCAUAAAUAAAAAUAUUAUUACAAUUUAAGAUUUGUAUUGAAAUAGGAAAUUAAUUUAAAAGAAAAAUAUUAUAUAAUACUUUAUUGGUACCCUCUACAAAUUAUUUGAGUUAGUUUAAUUAUUAUUAUUUGUAU
Sipha flava (yellow sugarcane aphid) is the source of this 606-nucleotide messenger RNA. Its product is annotated as 3-hydroxybutyryl-CoA dehydratase-like. NCBI's taxonomy places the organism in Eukaryota, Metazoa, Arthropoda, Insecta, Hemiptera, Aphididae. The transcript has a single exon. The record is from RefSeq and is a predicted model, not a curated record. The coding region runs from base 90 to 500 and encodes 136 amino acids.